AAAACCAUUGAUCAGAUCUUCCGAGCUAUGGAAUAGACUGCAUAAAAGGAAAUGUCUCUGCUUAUAACUUUUCAUGAAUCUCAUGAUAUCUUCUAUGAAAGAAAAAACGCACCAUCCUUGUGAAUAAUCAUCUAUCAAGGGAAAAUAUACAAAAAAUGUACAAAACAGUAGCAUCAACUCCUAUCAGGAGAGAAACUGUUGCCAAACUGAAGGUUGCAAUCAAUGGAUUUGGACGCAUUGGCAGGAACUUCCUUUGGUGCUGGCAUGGCCUGAAAGAUUCACCCCUUGAUGUGGUUGUUGUCAAUGACAGUGGUGGUGUCAAGAAUGCUUCACCUUUGUUGAAAUUCGAUUCAAUGCUUGGAACUUUCAAAGCAGAAGUCAAAUUUGUGGAUUAUACCACCAUUAGUGUUGAUGGCAAGCCAAUCAAGGUUGUCUCUAACAGGGACCCUCUCAAGUUUCCAUUGGCUGAUCUUGGCAUUGACAUUGUCAUUGAGGGAAGAGGAGUUUUUGUGGAUGGCCCUGGAGCUAGGAAGCAUAUUCAAACUGGUGCGAAGAAAGUUAUCAUCACUGCUCCAGAAAAAGGUGCAGACAUCCAACUUAUGCUAUUGGAGUCAACGAAGGCGAUUACUCUCACGAGGUCUCAAACAUCAUAAGGUGGAUCAAUUUCGGUCAUUGCGGUAAUCCUCUUGCACCACAAAUUGUUUGGCUUCUUCUGUAAAAGUUAUGGAUAAAGAAUUGGGAAUUGUCAAGGGAACAAUGACAACCACCCAUUCAUACACUGGAGACCAGAGGCUCUUGGAUGCUUCACACCGUGACUUGAGGAGAGCUAGGGCUACAGCACUAAACAUAAUCCCAAUGAGUACCAAUGCAGCGAAGGCCGUCUCUCUUGUGCUACCCCAGCUCAUGGGCAAGCUCAAUGGUAUUGCACUCUGUGUACCAACACCAAAUGUUUCAGUUGUUGACCUCGUUGUGAAUGUUAAGAAAUAUAACACUCGGUUGAUUGAACGAGCAUAGUCCAACAAAGGGACAAAUUAAGUUUUCUAAGAGGCUGCAAGUAGCUGAGUUUUCUGGUCUCCGUUCCAGCCCCUUGCGUGAUAUAUGCUACAAACGCCAGAGGAACUUCUUUUUCUAAGGUGGUGGCUGCUCAGCUUACUCCUAAGGUUGAUUGCCUACUGCAACCUUUUAAUCUUUUCUGAAUUUUCUUUCUUGUUUUAUGCUUGUGCACAGAGAUUAGACCAGUAAUAGUAAUAUCUUUCUAAAAAUGUUCAGUGCUUUCUUGCAAUAUUCGGCACAAUUAAGCUGUUUUGGAGUU
This is a messenger RNA of Rubroshorea leprosula, 1312 nucleotides long. The record is from the annotation of a GenBank genome assembly. NCBI's taxonomy places the organism in Eukaryota, Viridiplantae, Streptophyta, Magnoliopsida, Malvales, Dipterocarpaceae.